GUAAAAUAUUGUUACUAAUAUAAGUAUCCUUUGAUAUAAGGUAAAAAUGAAGUUUAUUCAAUUUUUUGCGGUUUUGGUUGGGAUUUUCGAAGUAUCCCAGCAGGCAAAAAUUAAAAAUAGGAUUCUUAAUGGUAAAGUAGUUUCUAUUGAAGAUUAUCCAUAUCAAGUACUUGUCAUAUGGAAUGUGUAUAUUCUAUCUGUUCCCCAGUGUGGUGGGUCUAUAAUAUCAGAAAAUUAUAUUCUCACUGCUGGUCAUUGUGUAACUAUUAAACAAAAUGAUGGAAAAAAAACAUGGGUACAAUUGCGACCUGAAAUGAUUACUGUUCUUCCAGGAAAAUCAAGUGCUGUUGAUUUGAGAUCAGCAGUUUCAAUUGCAAAGAUAAUAGUACAUCCUAAACUCAUUUUAAAGCAUGUUUUUAAUUCAAACGGUACCUGUACCGGGACAAAAGAGGUAAAAAAUGACAUUGCUAUGAUACGUCUUAAAAAUCCAUUAACAAUCUCUAAGACAAUAAGCAUAAUUAGGCUCCCAUCUCAAGAUGAACAAGAUUCUUCAUUUUGCGGUAAAAUAGCUGUGGUAACUGGAUUUGGAAAUACAUUUCACAAUCAACCUACACAAGAUUUGCAUGCUGUAAAUAUUACAAUGCCUGCAGUAAAUGACUGCGAAAACGGUUUUAUUUGUGUUUCAAAUGGAAAACCUCCAAGAGGAACUUGUCAAGGCGAUUCUGGAGGACCUUUGGUUAUAAAUGGAAUACAAUAUGGACUUACAUCAUAUGGAACAUCAAAUAUUUCUGCUCCAGAAAUAUUUUGUGAGGAUUUUCAUACUACGUAUUACGUUAAUAUCAUAAAAUAUAGAAAAUGGAUAUCCCAAAAUUCUGACGUCGACAAAAAAUAUAACUAUAUAUAAUAAUAUCUUGGAAUUAAAUAUAAAAUGGAAUUUAAAUAUUACUUAAUUUUUUGGAUAUAAUGAUUUUAAAACUAGUUGUAAUAAUCUAGAAAUAAAAAGUAAAUACUGGCAA
Anthonomus grandis grandis is the source of this 1016-nucleotide messenger RNA. Its product is annotated as trypsin-7-like. The coding region runs from base 47 to 904 and encodes 285 amino acids. Gene Ontology annotation, biological process: proteolysis. NCBI's taxonomy places the organism in Eukaryota, Metazoa, Arthropoda, Insecta, Coleoptera, Curculionidae. The record is from RefSeq and is a predicted model, not a curated record. The transcript is spliced from 5 exons. Gene Ontology annotation, molecular function: serine-type endopeptidase activity.